AAAACAUCCACCUACGGAUUACUCCCAUAAUAGAUUAGAUGUGUAGCCUUCUCGCACUUGAGGACAUAGUCAUUAUAAAACUAAUUCGUCAAAAAGAUUUUUACCACAAUAACCUUCCGUAUAUUUAAAACAUUAUUUUAUUAUAAUACUCUUCGAUAUGUCUUCAACAACAGACUUGCAGCAAGAAGAGAAUGCCCUUAAGACUUGGCCAAGGCGUCUUCUCCAUGUCCCGACUAUGACAUCAUAUGAAUGGCAGCCAGGAAAUGUUUACGGGCCAGCAACGGCUCCGCAAUAUAAUGCGAUUACUUAUACUUGGGGACGGUGGAGACUGGACGAUCAUGAGCAACCUAAGGUCCCUCCAAUCUGCAUUCACGGGGUUCCAUGGAAGAUCCCAAGAGUUGACCCGAGUCACUUCACAGCCGCACAUCUCGAGAUGAUCAUCCAGCGUGUAACGCAAGGCAUUUCAAAUCUAGCACAAUUUCAUAGCGAGACUUUAGAAACAGUGGACUUCAUCUGGAUUGAUAUCGCCUGUAUCGACCAGCGAGCAAAUAUACCAACAUCUACUGCUGAGAUUGGUAGACAGGCCAUGAUUUUCGACCGAGCUAAACACGUCUUCGCGUGGCUAGGUAGCACCUCAAAUAAGACUCUGAGCCCUGUGAUAAUAGAGUUAGAUGAAUUGUGCGACGAAAUUUCAGGCCUCAGACAAGCACAGGACGACUUUACGUCUCCGUCAUCUCAAGAAAUAUUACAGCAAGCUUACAACUGUUUUCAGAAGUUGUUCCAGGACCGGUGGUUUUCUUCAUUGUGGACACUACAAGAAGCCUUUCUCCGGUGUGAUGCUGUAAUAAUGAGUCAAGAGGGCAUCAUCGUGACAGAACCUCAUACGGCAUCAACGCCUAUGCCUUUGUCCAAAGUGCGCUUACACGCAGAUUUAUACACGUUGAUAUCGUUCUGCGAAAGGGUCUUACAAGACGCACUCUGGGAUAGCGCUCUUCCUACCGCUUACAAGGACAUAAUGGAUCUAUUAAUAAAUUCUGGGUUGGCAGCCCUCGCCUCGGCAAAUUCAUUAUCAGUCUAUACUGCCACAAGCCAUCGUACCUGCGUGAAGGAUGAAGAUCGAAUAUACGGAAUUCAACAGAUUUUUGGAGCUCGAGUAGGUACGUCGUCCCUCUCUAGUAGGCCUGGAUUAUCCUAUACACGGGCCGAGCUUGAAAUUCAGCUAGGGGAUCAUCUUUUGCAGCAUUAUCCCGUUUUAAGUCAACUUCACCUAUUCACGGAAAAGGCCCCUUUAGGGUUGGCUUGGCUUGUCAGUCCAAAGUCGGCUGUACCACCAUACUUGAUGGGCGUAACGAAUACUGCUAGUGCCCAGGAUCAAUCCGAUAUCUACCAAGAGACCCCACACUGCAAGUUAUCAACUGAGAAAGUCGGCACCAUCACCUGGGGCAAGUUCAAGGGGGUUUACUGCAAUUUCGCGUCCUUCAUGCAAAAAUGUACAGAAUUUACGACACACGAACUCAUUGAACAUAGGUUCCGAAAGACAGACUUUGUUACAAUCCACUUAGACGUUACGUCGGAGUUGGCAUCAUGUCCAGAAUACCGUGGUAACGGCUUUGUAACCGUGCCCAACGGUCGACGUCAGGAACAGCUUGCUAGCUGGCUGCUCAAUGAAUUCUCUGAAGAUGACUUACACGUCUUUCUUAUUGGAGCGCGAGCCUCUACACUAUAUACGGGCUCUAUCGCAAUGAUUGGUCUUUUAGUACUUCAGUGUCGCACAUCCGGAAUUAUAUAUUACCAUCGGAUUGGACUAUGUUGGUGGGAUAGCGGUCUUGCUACAGUGGGAGGAACAUAUCUCCCGCACGGCAGAUUCAUAAAUGGAAAGGGAUCUCCUUGGACAAAGAAGAAAUGUCUUUUUGGGUAGUUGUGUGCCUAACUACUAGGAAACUAUCAGAACCGAUAGUACAAGCGAAACAACAAUAUACUGCUUCGUCAAUACAUAACAGUAGCUAUAUGAUAUCACCGGUAGGAAAGGCUGCUUGAAGAUGCAAUAAUAAGCCUGGACUAAUUAUCAAGCUAUAUCAUAAAAGCCCCAGGGAAGAUAGGUAAUUAAAG
This is a messenger RNA of Daldinia loculata, 2109 nucleotides long. RefSeq lists its product as uncharacterized. Bases 158 to 1918 code for a protein of 586 amino acids. The record is from RefSeq and is a predicted model, not a curated record. Lineage: Eukaryota; Fungi; Ascomycota; Sordariomycetes; Xylariales; Hypoxylaceae. The transcript has a single exon.